Molecule: messenger RNA, 540 nt
Organism: Oldenlandia corymbosa var. corymbosa
Lineage: Eukaryota; Viridiplantae; Streptophyta; Magnoliopsida; Gentianales; Rubiaceae
Source: the annotation of a GenBank genome assembly
AUGGCAAGAACAGUUGGAAGAAACAUAGCAGCUCCGUUGCUGUUUCUGAACUUGGUUUUGUAUUUCAUUCUUCUAGGUUUUGCGAGUUGGUGUCUGGAUAAGUACAUCCAUGGUCAAACCCAUCAUCCCAGCUUUGGAGGUGGUAAUGGAGCAACACCUUUCUUGCUGACAUUUGCCAUACUAGCCGCCGUGUUGGGAAUUGCUUCGAAAUUAGCAGGAGGGAACCACUUAAGGGCAUGGAGGAGCGACAGUUUAGCCGCCGCCGGAUCUUCUUCUUUAGUUGCUUGGGCAGUCACCGCACUGGCUUUCGGGUUUGCAUGCAAAGAAAUAAGCAUUAGGACAGGGAGAGCCUGGAGGCUGAGGGUUGUGGAAGGUCUCAUAAUAGUGCUGAUGUUCUUGCAAUUGCUCUAUGUUUUGUUGAUUCAUGCGGGAAUGUUUAGCAGCCGAUACGGGCCGGGUUACAGAGACCCGGACUAUGGUGUGGGUGCCCCGGGAACCGAGCCUAAAGGCACAACUGGUGUAACUGGAGCCAGGGUCUAA